AAAGCGGGGACAUGCGAAGAAAGGGGCAAAAUUCUAAUGAUUUAUUAGAAUUGAGAGAAGAGAGCGACGGAACGAGCACAUCGUCUUCAUCAAUUCAUCCUUCUUUGCUGCUGCCAAGAGGAGUAAUGGCGGACCUCGGCCCCAGAUCGGAGGACAAGGUCGCCUACUUCCAGGCCAUCACCGGCAUCGAAGACCCCGAUCUUUGCUCUCAGAUCCUCUCUGCCCAUAACUGGGACCUCCAGCUCGCCAUCUCUUCCAUCUCCUCCCCCCCUGCCCCCUCCGUCAACGAUCUCAAUCCCGAUUCAUCUGAAGCCCUGAUCCCUCGCCCUGCUGCUGAGCCAGCGCCGGCGGCGGCGGCUGCCCCUGGUCUUGUUUGGAGGGUCGUCACCCUCCCCUUCUCCCUCGCCUACUCCACCCUUUCCCUCUCUGCCCGCGUUGCCUCCGGUGCCCUUUCCCUCCUUAUCCCUGCCCCUUCUGCUGACCCAGCCCUCUCCGAAGCCGCCGCCUUUAUCGCUUCCUUCCGACGAGACUUCCCCGAUGUCGCUUCCACCUCGCCUAAUUUCGUUGCCGAGGGUUUCAUGGACGCGCUGCAGCGAUCGCAGCGGGAGUUCAAGUUGCUUUUUGUUUAUCUCCACUCACCGGAUCACCCGGACGUGCCGGAGUUUUGCGAGCGCUGCCUCUGCUCUGAGGCCGUGGCCGCGUUUGUCAAUGAGAAUUUCGUUUCUUGGGGCGGGAGUGUCAGGGGGAGCGAGGGGUUUAGGAUGAGCAACAGCUUGAAGGCUUCUCGGUACCCGUUUUGCGCUGUAGUCAUGUCUUCCACCAACCAGCGGAUUGCCAUUCUUCAGCAGAUUGAGGGACUGAACUCCCCUGAAGAAAUAAUUGCAAUGUUACAACGAGUGGUUGAAGAGUAUGCUCCAUUGCUUGUUACAGCAAGGCUUGAGGCAGAAGAAAGGAGAAACAACAUCCGCCUGAGAGAGGAACAAGAUGCGGCUUACAGAGCCGCAUUGGAGGCUGAUCAGGCUAGAGAGCGUCAAAGGAAAGAAGAACAAGAAAGAUUGGAAAGAGAGGCUGCAGAGGCUGAGAGAAAACGCAAGGAGGAAGAAGAAGCUCAGGAAAGAGCUGCCCGUGAAGCUGCUGAGAGAGAAGCUGCUCUUGCUAAAAGGCGUGAGGAGAAAGCUAUGUCCCUUGGCGUUGAACCUGAAAAAGGGCCUGAUGUCACUCGAGUACUAAUCCGAUUCCCUAAUGGUGAGCGCAAGGAAAGGAGGUUCCAUUGUUCAGCAGCAAUUAAAUCUUUAUAUGAUUAUGUUGAUUCUUUGGAUUGUUUGAAUGCGGAGAAUUACUGCCUAGUUUCAAGCUUCCCUCGUGUCUCUUAUGGACCAGAAAAGUACUCUCAGACAUUACAGGAAACAGGGCUGCACCCGCAGGCAAGCCUUUUCAUCGAGGUGGAGUCAUGAGAGUUUUUACUUUGAACAACAGCUUUAGGAUCCCUUUCUUCAAACCUAAAAUAUUUGUCAUCAUUUGUAAAUUUUCUUUAUAAAUUAUGAUAUCAACUAUGAAACAAGAUAUGGUGGUAUACAUUCUUUUUAAAUUAGGCGUUUGUUCACUAUCAAAUGUUGAAGAAGUACUUUGUUUAAACAUCCGUUUGUCUGCUUUGCUUUACCAAAGAUCCUUUACAAA
This is a messenger RNA of Dioscorea cayenensis subsp. rotundata (Guinea yam), 1677 nucleotides long. RefSeq names its product plant UBX domain-containing protein 10. Gene Ontology annotation, cellular component: endoplasmic reticulum. The transcript has 4 exons. Gene Ontology annotation, molecular function: ubiquitin binding. The record is from RefSeq and is a predicted model, not a curated record. The coding region runs from base 12 to 1454 and encodes 480 amino acids. Lineage: Eukaryota; Viridiplantae; Streptophyta; Magnoliopsida; Dioscoreales; Dioscoreaceae.